UUGAGAUGCCAGGCCAUGAUGCAGCCAGGGUUUGCCACGACAUACACCACCCGUCCAUAUCCAGCUGAUGGCUCCACCUAUAUUUGCCAGGAUUCAUAUGCACGCUUGAUGAGAGAAAGAUCAGGAGACCCGCAUCCAUCAGUGGCACCGCAAGAAUCAACCAUGUACACUUCAAAAGGAACUGAAGAGGUAAACCUAGAAGGAGCAGCGGAGAUAAAGGUGGAGACGGUAGAUCACCAGUCACCAGCAGGCAAGGACCAAGCACCGAAGCAGGAGCACGUGCAGGUGAUUCACGAGCCUCAUGAUGAUGGAGGUUCUGGCACCGGCGCUGGAGGAAGCGUCUUAGCAAGUGCAUCUGCUGUAGUAGCGCACGCUUUCCAAUCAGCAAAAGAUGCCAUCUCCGGUAACAAAUCCACGAAAUGACUGGUAUUCUCGUGUUACCUCAACACGUUUGUUUCACCGAACACUUGAAAUUAAAAUAAAGUUUAACAUUAAGGCCAUGUUCAAUCCAUGAUGCAGAUCUAUUGAGGAUCACUGUUUUGGGAAAAUAGCACUCUUAUUCCUUCCGCAAUAAAAUGGGGUUUUUCUUAA
Molecule: messenger RNA, 591 nt
Organism: Vitis vinifera (wine grape)
Lineage: Eukaryota; Viridiplantae; Streptophyta; Magnoliopsida; Vitales; Vitaceae
Exons: 2
Coding region: 16-423 (135 amino acids)
Source: RefSeq, a predicted model, not a curated record